Pogona vitticeps (central bearded dragon) is the source of this 8615-nucleotide messenger RNA. NCBI's taxonomy places the organism in Eukaryota, Metazoa, Chordata, Lepidosauria, Squamata, Agamidae. The record is from RefSeq and is a predicted model, not a curated record.
GCCUCCAGUCAGGUCCACCACCGGAGAGACACCGAGGGCAGUGGAGCAGACGCGCCACACGCAGACGCCGGCUUUUUCGGAAAGCAAACCCGUUUGGAUGAAUUUUGCCGUUCGGCUGCUGCGCGUCGCCGGGCGGCUUCGGGCGCUCUGACGCUUGCAAAAGCAAUACGUCGGCGCGUAUGCAAUGCUGGGAAAAGGAGAAUAACCUUGCAUGCGGAAAGGAGGAGGAGGAGGAGGAGGAGUAGGCGAGGGAGCGACUGACGGGACUGGCAAGCUGUAGCUGCGGGAGCGUGGAAGAGAAGACGGGGAGCCCCGGCCAUGAUGACCGCCUGCGUCGAAACGCCGUGGUGGCCUUUGCUGACGGAGGGAGAAGGGGAAGCCAGCAUUUGGCCGCGACCACCGCCAGCCCUUGGUGCGACUCGGAUUGCAUUGCGGAUUGGAUGCUUCCUUGCUUUGCUUCCUGGCAGCCUCCUUUCGGGUCCAAAGCGGAGGCCGCCCGCUUUUGCCCAAUUUGCUGGGGCCUUUUGUGUCCCGCCUCACCGUCGGCUGAGCCCUCCUGCACUGAAUCGAGCUAUUGUUUUGGGACCCCCCUCCCCGAGCUUCCGCGCUGCAGCUCUUUUCUUUCUCCCCACCUCCCCCUUUUUUUUCGGUCUCUCUCCCCCCUCUCUCCUCCGCCUUCACUACUAAUACCCCCCUCCCCGACACACACACACACACACACACACGCUUUAGGAGCCACAACCGUUCGCCCUCUUUCUUCCUCAUGACUUCUGGAAGCUGGAGUGCCCAUGUAGUGUAAUGCAUUGUGGGACGUGUGUAACGCUGGCGCUUUCAAGGCGGGGAAAGGCACCGACGGGCCGCUUACUGGAUGGACGAGGUUAGGGCCAAAAUGUUGCUCGCCAAGCCAAGCCGAGCUGUGCCUGGAAAGAGACUGAUGUAAAAGGUGUUGGGGGCGGCGGGCGGGCGGGGAGGGAGUGCUGUGAACGAGCCGUGAGGCCUGCCCACCUCAUGCUGCUGUUGCCGCCGCUGCCGUUGCUGCUGCUGCUGCUCGUGGUGGAUUAGAUUGCAGGUAACCUCAAAAUGAAGAAGACCCGAAGUACCACCUUACGGCGAGCCUGGCCUAGCUCUGAUUUCUCUGAUCGGGCUUCUGAUCGCAUGAGGUCCCGCAGUGAAAAGGACUACCGCCUGCACAAACAUUUCCCACCAGCUUUCCUUUCCCAGGCAUCACGGGGCUACAUGACAUCAGGUGAUGUAUCUCCCAUCAGUAUGUCUCCCAUCAGUCAAUCACAGUUUAUCCCACUUGGGGAAAUCCUUUGCUUGGCCAUCUCUGCAAUGAACUCAGCACGAAAACAAGUCACACAGGAAGCACUAAUGGAACAUUUAACAACUUGCUUCCCAGGUGUUCCAACUCCAAGUCCUGAAAUCCUUCGCCAUACUUUAAACAUGCUUGUACGAGAGAGGAAAAUAUACCCAACUCCAGAUGGCUACUUCAUUGUGACCCCACAAACAUACUUUAUAACACCAUCUCUUAUAAGAACUAACAGUAAAUGGUACCAUCUUGAUGAAAGGAUACCUGACAGGUCUCAGUGUACCUCUCCACAGCAAGGAACUAUAACUCCUUCCACCUCUGGCUGUGUCAGGGACCGAACAUUACCCAAAAACCACUGCGACUCUUGCCAUUGCUGCAGAGAAGACAUGCACAGCAUGCAUGCUUCCACACUACAGAGAAAAUCAGCAAAAGACUGCAAGGACUCCUAUUGCCCUCCUUCUUUGUGCCAGGUGCCGCCCACUGAAAAAAGUAAAAGUACUGUAAAUUUUUCUUACAAAACAGAGACAUUGACAAAACCUAAAGAUGGAGAAAAGCAGUCUAAAAAAUUUGGGCUGAAAUUGUUUCGUUUAAGUUUCAAAAAGGAUAAGACGAAACAGCUGGCAAAUUUUUCUGCUCAGUUUCCUCCAGAGGAAUGGCCUUUGAGAGAUGAAGAUACACCUACCACUAUACCUAGGGAGGUAGAGAUGGAGAUUAUUAGGCGUAUAAACCCAGAUUUAACUGUAGAAAAUGUCAUGAGGCACACUGCACUAAUGAAAAAACUUGAAGAAGAAAAAGCUCAAAGAAGCAAGGCUGGCUCUUCAGUUCACCAUAGUGGAAGAAGCAAGAAGAGUAGAAGUCAUAGGAAGUCUCAUGGAAAAUCUCGGUCACACAGUAAAACUCGGGUCUCUAAAGGAGAUCCAUCAGAGGGCUCCCAUUUGGAGGUACCAGGUGAAAGAGAGUAUGAGUUCUAUGAUCCCCUCACAAGGUCCCCACGGGAAGGCUGCUUCAUAAUAGAACAUAAAAGGGACAACUUUAUCAUGCACAGUAGUCCAAACGUCCUUGAAUCUCACUUUCCUAUGACACCUGAAUGGGAUGUAUCUGGUGAACUAGCCAAAAGGAGAACUGAGAUGCCUUUUCCUGAACCUUCAAGGGGAAGUUCCCAUUCUAAAGUCCACCGAAGCCACAGCCAUACACAGGACCGGAGAUCAAGAAAUGAAAGGUCUAAUAAAGCCAAGGAACGAUCUCGAUCAAUGGAUAAUUCAAAAGGACCUCUGGGUGCUGCUUCUUUAGGUACACCUGAAGAUUUAAUGGAAGCUUGCAGCCAAGAUGACCAAACAGCCAGCCAAACAUACAUUGAUGAUAGCACCUUAAGGCCUUCACAGUCACUUAGUCAUCAAAGGGCUCUGAUCUCAUCUGCAAGCUACAAGGAUAUAGUGAAGCCUGAAAAAACUGGUGGCGGUGCAGAAACCCCCACUUGUAACCUGCUGGAACAAAGCAAGCCAGCAGAGAGUUUGCCACCUUAUAGUGAGCUCAACUCCUGUACAACAAAAUCAGCCAUUGAUGAUUACUUUCAGUGUAACACUUCUAGUGAAACUGUACUUACUGCUCCUUCACCUUUGGGGAAGAAUAAAGAUGACCAUGAUACAGUGACUUUGACCGAUAGUAUUAAAAAAGUAUCUCCCUCAGAAAGGCAAUCACAGCACAUAGCCAGGGAACCUGCAGCGCUCAAAGAGGAUUCACCAAAAGGGCCAAACAACAGCAGCGGACCAACUGCCACAAGCCAACCCUCUGAAGUCAUUGCAAAUGGCCGACUGGUCCAGCAUCAUAACACAGAAUCUAGUAGCCUUGAUAAGAGGAAAGAGAUAUUUAGCAAAGACACACUUUUUAAGCCUCUUCACAGUACUCUGUCUGUUAACAGUUUCCACAAGCCUAGUGUGCCACUAUUAAAAGCUCAUCAAAAGACACCUCCAGACACGUUGCCAAGCAGAUGUGACAAACUUGAACAAGCUAUGGUAACCUCAGCUCCGCAAGUCAUGCCUGCAUCGCAAAGACAGCAAGAGACAUCUGGAAACCAGGAAGCAGCCUUUGAUUAUUACAAUGUGUCUGAUGAUGAUGACUCUGAGGAAGGGACAAAUAAAAACACUGAAGAAGAAAAGAAUCGGGAUGAUGUGGGCACGAUGCAGUGGCUUCUUGAGCGGGAAAAAGAAAGAGACCUGCAAAGGAAGUUUGAAAAAAAUCUCACUCUCCUCACUCCAAAAGAAACUGAAAACAGCAACAACCAGCGAGCCACACAUUCAGCUAGACUGGACAGUAUGGACAGCAGCAGCAUCACAGUUGACAGUGGGUUUAAUUCUCCACGUACUCGUGAGAGCUUAGCUUCCAACACUUCAAGCAUUGUUGAAAGCAACAGACGCCAGAACCCAGCCCUCAGUCCUGCACAUGGUGGGGCAGGUCCAAUGUUCAGCUUUCGAGCAACUGCUGACCCUCCAACAAGUGAAACUGAAAAAUUGCAGAAACCUGCUAAUUGCCUGCAAGCAUCUGUUACAAGUGUUUGAUAAUGCUUCUGCCUCAGAUCAUCUGUCUCAUCCUAUACAGUAAAGUUUACGACACUGGGACCUAUGUUUACGUCUUUGGGAGGGAAAAAUAAACGGGCAUCUCAACUGCACAGGUUUUUUUAUCUGCGUAAACUGUGCUACUACAUAGGCUAGGGGCAACAAAAAAUCUUUAUUUCAAGGUAUUGCUUUUCACAUUUUGCAGCUCUGUAGCAACAGAAUAGCAGUAGGGAUAAUAUGUACACUUUUGCUUCACUUAAUCGUAACUGAGCACAUAUAUGAAAGUCUAGACACUGUAAGUGUAAUCUGCAUUUUCAAUGUCAUGCAGUUGCCAACUUCAUUUAAAAAUGCCACAGAUAUGUGAUGUCCCCUACCACUGAUUAAACUAUUUGCCACAGAGUUGAUUUUUUUCCUUUAUAAGCUGAGCCUUUAUUGAAAUCAAACUUUUAAGGGUCACCUUGAGGGAAAACAAUGCCAAAUGAGAAUAGGAAAGACCUCAGCUCUACCUGUGAAUUAUUUAUACAUCUGUCAUUUUCACUGUGAGUCUUCAUGACAUGAUCUUGCAAGAAUCCAUAGCAAAAGUAAGUCAAAAGAGAUCAUGUUUUAAAGAUGUGGGAAAAGGUGGGAGAUAAUGGAAAUAUUAUCUAUUUUUACCUUUUUUUAAUGUAUGAGAUGUUACUUAAAACAUAGUUUUUAAUUUCCCCUAGUUGCAAGCAGGGAUGUAAGCUUUUGAUGGUGAGGAAGGUAAAGCCUAACUUUGAUUGAGGGACGGACAUCACUAAGUGAUAGAAAAGGUUACAAACAGUUUUUUUGUCACUGUAGCUCAAGUUAGGUAGUCACUUUAAUGUAUCACUCCAGCUGUUACUCCAAAUUAUUAUUAAUAUCAAAAUAAUUUGUUUGAAUAAAGAACAGAAAAGCUCUUUGUGAUACAAAUGAUGAAUAAUGGCCUGAAGAGUUGAUUUCUUUCUAUGGAAGGACAUAUUAUAUUUCUAUUUUAUGUAGCGUUUAGAGUGCCUAAAUUAGGCUAUUGAAACUAGCGAACAGAUGUAGAGACUAAUAAACUUCAGGCCUUUUAUUUAAUUACAUUUCUUUGUGAGUCAGCACUGUAUGGAAAUACUUAGUUUAAAAAACAACAAUAUGAAUUCAAAUUAAAAUUGUCCGGAAAUAUUGUUAACAGAAAGAUUAUUUGUGAUCUGAGAGAAGACUAUAAACAAAUUCAUGUACAAAAAGCUUGCUAAGUUUUUCAUCAACAAAGGUAGUUCAAUAAAAAACACUACUUUAUCUCUUUGAUAAUUCUCACAAAGUUGAUAGCAGAAAUUCUGUAUCUACAGGUUUAUUAUAUCUAAUGUCUAUGUCCUGAAACUGCUAAUCCAAAGUAAUUUAUUAUUAAUAAAAUUAUUCUAGAUUAAUGUUUAGAGAGACCCACGAUUUCAAGAGCAAACUUGAAAAGUAUGAAGGGCCAAAUUCUGUUGUCAGUUUUUUAUGCAAUCCCAUAUUGCAGAAAAUUUGUUUUCAAACAAACAUAGUGGUGAUACAAGUUGAAAUAUGAAUACAAUAAGAAAUAUCAGAAGCAGUGUAAAUUGCUGUAUGCAUUGACAUUUACACUAUCUGUCUUUUGUUGACAUCCAGGUGAUAUGAUAAGCAUACCAUUAAAUACAGUAUUUUCAUCAGGUAUUGGUGACAAUUUGUAUAACCUUUUCAAGCUUCACUUGUAUUCUGUGUUGUCUUCUUUCUGAAGGUGCACACUCUUAUCUUAAACCAAUUUAAACAGCUUUCAGGUAUUUCUGAAAUAGCUUUAUAAAUGCUGGGCACAACUGGUUUGGUUUCUUUUACACGUGAAUAGGUUAUUCCUUUGAAAUGCAGGGGCUCUGGUACAUGUGCAGGGACUCAAGACAUGUGUAUUGACAUUCUGAACAAGCAGGCGCUAUUUUCUUCCCUUAAGUGUUGGGGAGCAAUCUACACAUGUAAUCCUGUUGUGCACAUUGAGCUUGAGUUCUAUUAAGAUUUGAGUUGCAACCUUUAUGUCUAGUUCAGUCACUAAAGGAGCAGGUCUAGAUGCUUUCUUAAUUACCAUAUACACAUUCCGUUUGUUGUGAGCUAAAGUUAGGACUCAGUGCAUAUAAUGGAGAUUAUUAUGCUGCUUCUUUGGUUAGUCAUUUGGCCUGCUGCCUUUCAAGCUAUGCCAUAAUAGUCUAGAAAUAAAUUGCCUGACCAAUCUUACUACUUACAUAUGUAAUUAUGGGAGUAUUUAAUACUUCCAGACUCCAGCCAUUAGGUUUCAGGGAGAAAAUUGCUGUAAAAGGACAGUAGCUAUGGUUUUUAUAAAUCUGAUUCAUGCUGUGAUAUUUAUGCUACUUACCAGUUCUCUAAAUAAAAUUGCUGAAAUGAUAUCUGAAAUUAUAGGUGAAAGCAAAAAUUAAAAUACAGUAUUAAAAUGUGAAUAAGGAAGGUAUUGCCAUGUAUGGGAAAUACUGUUCUUUUAUUAAAAUCAUUAUAUUUGAUAUAGAAACAGUUAUAUGAAAUACAUCAUUCCAAUGUUAUACAAUAAAUUAUCUCUCACCUUGCCAUGGAAAGGUUCCCAAAGACAAGCUUUAAAAAGGUCCUGUUAAUGUUGACAUAUCUAUUGGCCAUAAAUAUGUUUUACAUUUUGUUAAUAGUAAUGUGAUUCUUGAAGCAUGUAAUAUAAACAGAAGUUUUAAAAAGAAGCAUAGGAGAAGCCCAUUAUGAGAUUUUAAAUAUACACCCACAGCAGAUAUGGCAAAGGGUUUUUGUUAUUGACCACAAUCCUCAGUGUCCACAAGCAGCACAGCAAGUAGCUAUGCUUGCUCUAGGGUAUUCUGGGAGUUGGCUACAAAACUACAUUUUCUCAUCUCUGACCCAGAGAAAUGGAGCUUGAGUUUUUCUGUCACUGUUAUCAUGUGAUGAAAUCAUGAUAACCUUGUAUUAAUUACAUGGUUAUCAUCUAUCAUUCUAAUAACCUAUCAACUGAAAGGUUUACAAAACCAGAAUGCGUUGAAUCUCUAUAUUGUGUUCAACUUUAAAGGGUCAACACAAAUCUGUCGGCAUUUUGCACACUUGAUAUGUAUUAUUAUAAUACAACAUGUUACUUUUAUGGUAAAACUUUUUUUACACAUAUAACUACCUCCAUGAAUUUGAUGAAAUGCAGCAACACGUUUUUAAAAGGAUAUUAUUAGGAGCAACUUUGAAAACGUUAUGAAGAAAAAGGCCAUGAUGUUCUCUUGUGUGUCGGUGCUUGCAUACGAAGUCAUUUUUCAUUGCCAUGAUUUCCUGUUACUGUAUUCAAUUGGCUUUUGGCUUUAGUAGUAUGAGGUUUUAUACAAAGGUCAUAGAAUCUUUUAGAUAACCAGGAGGGGGGUUGUAAUUGUCCUUUGUCUUUCCAUUUCUGCUGAAGUUUCUACCAGACAGAAAGUCGAGUGUUGCUUGUAAUUUAGAAGCCUGUUAAUAUAUACAGUAUAUGGAAUAUGAUUGGCAGUUUGGGGCUUAGCAGAAGACACACCAGGCAUUUUAACUGCCUCCAUUUACACACUUUGGGCCCUAUUCUGCCUUCACUUACGGCAACAUAUCAUGCCAGAGUUUAGCUCAAAUAUUUAUGUUAUCUACCUGAAAAUGAGCCACUGGUGUGAUACGCUCCUUUUUCCCUCAAUCUUGUGCAUCUUGGGGACUGAUUACUAUGAAGUCCAGUCUUUGUCACACUCAAAUUAAUAGCAUGAAAUUCUGUAAGUGGUAGCAUUGACAGAAUCACCAAAUAAGAUGUAGAAGUUUUCCUUCCUUUAGAUAUUUAGAGGUUUUUUUUUAAAAAAAAUGAGGAGCAGUUAAGAAGCUAAUUGCAGAAGCAUAUUAAGGGGAUGAUGAAGAGCAUUGAAUGGCACCUGCGCCCUCAUGCUGUAAUUUUUAUAGAAGUAUUAGAUAUAUUUUACACUAUAUUCUAUUUACAAUUAGCUAUGCCAUCAUCACUCCUAUGGAAAUGAGAAACAGAAUUGGGAGACCAUAUGAAACCAAUUAUGUUUGGUUGUAAGAAACUUUUUAAUUGAUUAAAAUACUACUGGCUUUACCAUACCUGUGGCCAUGAUUAUCUUGUGCCUGAAAAAUCCAUAUCCUGCAGCAGAAUAAUCUAAAUUUUGCACCAAGAAAAGCCUUCUUUAGUGAAUUAUGCACAUUUUUCCUGCUUCUCCUAGCACAGGAGGAGUGGGAAAGACAGGAGAUCAGAAACAGUGCAUGGGACCUAACCACUGAUAGUCCUAUGGAGAACAAUUCUGAAGUUCUGAGAUUUCACUUGGUGCAUUUUUCAGUCUCUCUUUGUAGAGAUUCAGAAAAUGCUGACUCCAGAGUCAGAUAUAGUAAAUUCCACUUGUAUUGUGUUGUCAUGAACACACGGAAUGCUUGCAGCCUCAAAUGGCAAGAAGCAGAAUACUAUGAAACAGCUGCAUGAUUAUAAAGCAUUCUUGCCCUCAGUACAUCACCAGCAAUAGCUGUCAGUCAGGGGAAGUGCCAGCUACUUUUCCCUUUCUGCAAAGGGAGUAAUUUUUGGUAUAAACAACAGUUCAUGAUAGAGCUGUAAUAUGUUGCACUAAUAUUGUGCCUUUUGCUUGAGGAUCUCACAAUUUCAUGAAGUUAACUAUUGGAAGCAAUUAAAUAAGAGAAACAAUUUUGCAGUGGCUCUUACUGUGGUUCCAUCAUGCUUAGCUUCGAGCAACGCAACUGUUCUCACUAGUGAAAAGAACCAGGAAAACUUU